This is a messenger RNA of Malassezia sympodialis ATCC 42132, 258 nucleotides long. RefSeq lists its product as uncharacterized. Lineage: Eukaryota; Fungi; Basidiomycota; Malasseziomycetes; Malasseziales; Malasseziaceae. The transcript has 3 exons. The record is from RefSeq and is a predicted model, not a curated record. Bases 1 to 258 code for a protein of 85 amino acids.
AUGGACCCUCUCGUGUACAAGCAGUACGUGUUUGGUCUGGACAGGCUGGUUGCCCGGCAUGUGCUCUUCGCUAGAAGGCAUGUAAGCAUCCGCAACACUGUCCCUCAGCGCCAGCGCAUCUUCCAGGCUGACCCCCGCCCUGUCUACCAGCGCCUGCCUCGCUCGGGCCUGUACUUUGGCGUCUUCCAGGUCAUCUUCUGGACUGGUAUGGCCGGUAUCACGGUCGGUGCUUACAACUUGAUUGCGGGUAAGAAGUAA